Molecule: messenger RNA, 2111 nt
Organism: Gavialis gangeticus (Gharial)
Lineage: Eukaryota; Metazoa; Chordata; Crocodylia; Gavialidae
Product: testis-specific serine/threonine-protein kinase 1-like
Exons: 1
Coding region: 96-1181 (361 amino acids)
Biological process (GO): intracellular signal transduction; microtubule cytoskeleton organization; protein phosphorylation
Cellular component (GO): cytoplasm
Molecular function (GO): protein serine/threonine kinase activity; ATP binding; tau-protein kinase activity
Source: RefSeq, a predicted model, not a curated record
CUGGAUGACUACCAUGGAAAAUAUAUUAACAGACUGCUAGCAUAUGUAACGCACAGUCAACUUCAACUAAUGAAUCCCUUGUUGCCUCUGGCACCAUGGAUGAUGCUGCAGUCCUUAAAAAGAGACACUAUGUGCUGGGAAUGAAACUGGGAGAAGGAUCUUAUGCUAAAGUAAAAUGUGCCUACUCUGAAAAACUGAAAUUCAAUGUGGCAGUAAAGAUCAUAGAUAAGAAAAGAGCGCCUCGAGACUUCCUGGAAAGAUUUCUCCCCAGGGAAAUAGAUAUUUUAGCAAAAGUAAAUCACUGCUCAAUUGUCAAGACCUAUGAGAUAUUUGAGAUAUCUGACCGCAAAGUUUACAUUGUGAUGGAGCUCGGUGUACAAGGAGACCUACUGGAGUUCAUCAAGACUAGAGGGUCAAUCCCUGAGAACGUAGCUCGCAAGAUGUUUUACCAGCUAGCCUCUGCCAUCAAAUACUGUCAUGAUCUGGAUAUUGUCCACAGGGAUCUGAAAUGUGAGAACCUCCUUCUAGAUAAGGAUUUCAACAUCAAGCUAUCAGACUUUGGCUUUUCUAAGUGUCUGUCUCGGGAUGAGGAUGGAAAAAUUACUCUCAGUAAAACCUUCUGUGGUUCUGCUGCAUAUGCUGCCCCUGAAGUUCUACAGGGCAUUCCCUAUGAGCCCAAGAUUUAUGACAUAUGGAGUCUGGGUGUCAUUCUAUUUAUAAUGGUCUGUGGAUCAAUGCCAUAUGACGACUCAAAUGUUAGAAAGAUGCUGAAGAUUCAGAAAGAACACAGGGUGCACUUCCCGAGGUCUAAAACCCUGACAAUUGAAUGCAAGGAUCUAAUUUACCAGAUGCUGCAGCCAGAUGUGAGUCGGAGGUUGAACAUUGAUGAGGUUUUGAGUCACAUUUGGAUGCAGACUCCAAAAUCCCAGGGUCCUUCAUCAGCUUUAUAUGCACAGGCAGGCGAGUGUUCUCGGAACCUGGAAGAGGUAAAGUCAGAGCACAAGCAGGAAAGCAAGCCCCAGGCAGAAAUAAAAACAGACAAGAAACAUGAAUUUAAAACAGCAACCAAAUUGAACUUGUCUGUUAAUGCGGAAGAUGCUGUGCAAGAGGAAAGGCAAACAGAAAUUGAUGUUCUUGCAGACCAAAUGCAAAAAACACAGAUAAAAAAUGGCAGCAAUUAAAGAAUAUCUACCUGCAAGAUUGGUAUUUUUCACAGCACCAAUGUAAAUAAUGAUCAAGACUGUUAAAUGAACAUUUAAAAGGGACUAAAGGAGAAAGCAGCAAAAAAGCCUAGAACUAUUAACAAUUACAUGAUUUUUUUGAUGUCUCUCUUAAUAAUCAUAUAGCUGAAUCAAUAAAUCACUAAAUUCAUUAUCACAUGUUAACCAGAAGGAAAGGAGUAUAUUUUUUUCCCUCUGUGUUAGAAUGGUGUGGAUUCUAACCUAGUACAAGCCUCCUUUUACUAUCUGUCCUUUUCCAAUCUUGUGCUGUUAUGGGACCUAUCAGCAUUUUAAUGUUUGGGAACACAGAGAAUUGCAGCCUGCUCAUUCUUUUAUUCAGAGGAACAAAAAGUUAUUGUUGCCUUCUGCUAAGCACUUCUUUGAGCAACAGGGUGCAAUGUUGAUCUCUCAAGUCAUCUGAAAAUGUUAUACUUGAAAGUACCUUGUUCUUACGUGCAAGUCAUCAGCUCCAGACCUGGCCACACAUGUGGACUCAGGCUGUCACAAGGCCGAGAUCCAUUAAAACAAGUUUGCAUGGUUCCCAAUUUGUACGUGCAGGCACAUGAAAGGGCAUUUUAAGACUAACUUUCAUAUGCCAGUCACAGCCAUGUGAAGCCUUCAGGGUUCAGUUCGUGAUCCUGUCCCUGAAAUAAUCUCCAUAAUUUACUCCACAGGAGGCUGAAAGUGAAACAACCCCUGUGUGUUCACAGGCUGGGACCUGCACAGAUGGACUUCCUCCUUUGAACAGUCACACUUCCCCCAAUCUCUGGAAGACCCCAGCUAGCCAGUUGUUGAUGGAAACCUCAUUGACAUCUUCCUUUUCCCACUUUGUUCUAUACAUGGUGGCUUAAUUGUAUGAUUUGUACCAUAAAACAAUUCUAAUUAAAGAUA